GCCAGGAGGGCAGUGCGCCUGCGCGCAGUGCGCGAGGGAAGGAAGCCCGGGACCCGGGACUACAGGGAGGAAGGGCUCGUCUUCUGGUGGGCGGGGGUAGCCGCGCUGGGAGUCGCCAUGGCUACCGAGCCCGCAGCCGCAGAGCCAGCGGUGCCGUCGCUCGUGGAUCGUUACUUCACUCGCUGGUACAAAGCGGACGUCAAAGGAAAACCCUGUGAGGACCACUGCAUAUUGCAGCAUUCUAACCGAAUAUGUGUCAUCACAUUGGCAGGAUCUCAUCCAGUUCUUCAAAGUGGAAAAACUAUUAAGAGCAUUUCCUAUCAGAUCAGUACCAACUGUAGCAGACUUCAGAACAAGGUCUCUGGGAAAUUUAAGCGGGGGGCCCAGUUUCUCACAGAACUUGCACCUCUGUGUAAGAUUUAUUGCUCAGAUGGAGAAGAAUAUAUCAUAUCUAGCUGUGUUAGGGGACGGUUGAUGGAAGUAAAUGAAAACAUUCUCCAUGAGCCAUCUAUUCUUCAAGAGAAGCCAUCCACUGAAGGCUACAUUGCAGUUGUGUUACCCAAAUUUGAAGAAAGUAAAAGCAUCACAGAAGGGUUACUGACACAAAAGCAAUAUGAAGAAGUCGUGGUGAAACGCAUUAAUGCCACAGCAGCUGUGUCGUGAGGACUGAGGUGGAGUAAAAAGUGACAUGGGAGUCUGAUCCUUACCUGGCCUGAACAGUCAGUACAUUCGAGAAGAACAGUUUAUGCGGAGCAUACUUCUCACCCAGUCACCCACGGGGGAGUGAGCCUUCACUUACCUAGUUUGUCCUUUUUGUCUUGUGUAACAAGCCUGGGUUCCCCCUUUGUCUUUUGCCUCCCAGAUCUGCCCUGCCCAUGUCCUCUUCUUUUGCUUCUCUCUUUCUAACGUCUGACAAGCAAGGAAUGUUUUUCUGUUUUUUUUUUUUUAAGGUACUUUGAGGAAAGUUUGUAAAACACAGAC
This is a messenger RNA of Choloepus didactylus (southern two-toed sloth), 981 nucleotides long. RefSeq names its product actin binding transcription modulator (gene ABITRAM). Lineage: Eukaryota; Metazoa; Chordata; Mammalia; Pilosa; Megalonychidae. The coding region runs from base 118 to 663 and encodes 181 amino acids. The transcript is spliced from 6 exons. Gene Ontology annotation, cellular component: lamellipodium; dendrite; filopodium tip. The record is from RefSeq and is a predicted model, not a curated record. Gene Ontology annotation, biological process: regulation of actin filament polymerization; regulation of filopodium assembly; dendrite morphogenesis. Gene Ontology annotation, molecular function: actin filament binding; actin monomer binding.